AUGAAAGAUGUUAAAGUUGAAAUCAUUUGUAGAGAAAACAUUAGGCCUUCUUCUCCCACACCCUCUCAUCUAAGAACCUUCAAACACUCCCUUUUAGAUCAAAUUGUUCCCGUUCCUUAUGCUAUAGUCAUCCUAUUCUACUCUUCACACAAUCUCUCUGAAUUUCCCAAGAGACUAGAAUUGCUUAAACAAUCAUUAUCUGAAACACUAACACAAUUCUACCCUCUUAGUGGCAAGAUCAAAGAUGAUUUGUCCAUUGAUUGCAAUGAUGAAGGUGCUAAUUUUGUAGUAGCAAAAGUGAAUUGUCCUAUUUUAGAGUUUCUAGAAAAGCCUGAUUUGGAUUCAUUACACAAGUUUCUUCCAAUUAAUAAUCCAUUCUCCCUUGAAACAUUUAUAGGAACUCAUGUGGCUAACAUUCAAGUCAAUGUCUUUGAUUGUGGUGGAAUUGCUAUCGGAUUUUGCAUUUCUCAUAAGAUCAUUGAUGGUGAUUCAAUGAACACUUUCUUGAAGAUGUGGACAGAAAAAACCAACAUCAACAGCAAUUUAAAACUCUUGACAGAGCCAAAUUUUUCUACAAGUUCUCUCUUCCCUACAAGUACUUUACAUUUCAGAGACUUAUCAAAGAAAAUUUGGAGUUCCUUGUUUAGAGAAGAAAAAUGGGUCACAAGAAGAUUCUUGUUCACAAAUUCAGCUAUUAACACACUCAAGGCUCAAAUUCUGCCUAAAUCUUCAUCAGAUCCAUUGAAGAAUCAUCCUACACGUGUCGAGAUAGUUUCUGCAUUUUUGUGGAAGUGUUUCAUGGCUGCAUCAAAGUUACAAUUUGAAACUCAAAGGCCUUGUGGGAUUAUUCAUAUUGUGAAUCUUCGUCGAAAAAUGGACAAAUCUCUAUGUCCUGAGAAUUCUAUAGGGAAUUUUCUGUGGUACACACUAGCAGAUCACAUGGAUGAACAUGAGUUGAGUUUGGAUGAGUUGGUGAGUAAAUUGAAGAACUCAAUUGAAUUUGUUGAUAAAGAUUUUGUUGCAAUAUUGCAAAGUGAUGAGGGAAGUUCAAUUAUGGAAAAUAGUCUUAGGAUUUUUGACAGUAAAAUAAAGGAUGAGGAAUUGGAAGCAUUAAGUUUUACUAGUUGGUGUAACUUUGGAUUAUAUGAUGCUGAUUUUGGAUGGGGAAAACCUAUUUGGGUGAGUAAUAUUGGUUUAAAGAGUACUUAUGUGUUUAUGAAUAUGAUAACUUUGGUUGAUACCAAAUUCAAAGAUGGUAUAGAGGCUUGGGUUACCUUGGAUGAGAUGAAAAUGAAGCAUUUGGAGUUAUUCACUGAAUUGCUCAAUUAUGCUACUCUUGAUCCAAGUCCUUUGGCAAUGUCUAAUAACUCAAGGUUAUAGACUUGAAUCGAUUCAUUCUCUUUUUUAUUAUCAUUAGCCAUUAAAUAAAAUGUGGAACCUAUAUUGUAAGAAUUUAAAAAAAAAAACACCUAUGUACUUUAUCUCAGCUCGUGCACU
This is a messenger RNA of Arachis stenosperma, 1497 nucleotides long. Its product is annotated as stemmadenine O-acetyltransferase-like. NCBI's taxonomy places the organism in Eukaryota, Viridiplantae, Streptophyta, Magnoliopsida, Fabales, Fabaceae. Bases 1 to 1380 code for a protein of 459 amino acids. The transcript has a single exon. The record is from RefSeq and is a predicted model, not a curated record.